GCAGAGGGGGGAGGGACAGAGAGUGUAGCAGCGGGGCAGUGUUCUCUUGAACCAGGAAGAAGGAAGUAAGCCGACUCCACCAACUUGGCACCAUGUCCUCCUCUUCCUCCCUCCUCCUCCUCCUCUUCCUCCUCUCUCUGAGCGGGGUGAAGCUGACCUCAGGGUUUAAGAUUUGUGCCUUUAACGUCCAAAGCUUCGGAGACUCCAAGUCACGCAACACUGAAGUCAUGCACACACUAAUACGGAUCGUGUCUCGUUGUGAUGUGUGCCUGCUACAGGAAGUGAGAGACACUAAACAGAAAGCUAUACCCCUGCUGAUAACUGAACUUAACAGGCAUAACAGCAAGAACCAGUAUGAUUAUGUGAUCAGUGAGCGGCUGGGCAGGACACCUAGCUACCAGGAGCAGUAUGUGUUUGUGUUCAGGAUCGGCUCUGUGACAGUAACAGAUCAGUACCAGUAUCUUGACAUGUUGCCGGGAAAUGAAGAUGCCUUCUCCAGAGAACCCUUCAUAGUCCGCCUUCACACCCGCAAGACAGCCAUACGGGACUUUGUGUUAGUACCCCAGCACACCACUCCCACCAACGCUACUAAAGAGAUCGAUGCCCUAUACGAUGUCUUCCUGGAUGUCAAGAAGAAAUGGAAGACAGAGGUAACA
Molecule: messenger RNA, 656 nt
Organism: Salvelinus namaycush (lake trout)
Lineage: Eukaryota; Metazoa; Chordata; Actinopteri; Salmoniformes; Salmonidae
Product: deoxyribonuclease gamma-like
Exons: 6
Biological process (GO): DNA catabolic process
Cellular component (GO): nucleus
Molecular function (GO): DNA nuclease activity
Source: RefSeq, a predicted model, not a curated record